CUCAAGACAGUUGCGGUCUGAAUUCAGAAAAGUAAGCAACAUGAACUGCGUGAGAUUGAGAUUGUUCUUUGUGCUGAGCUGCCUGUGGCUCGGUUCGUCGGCGAGCAGUGAUCCGGAUGAUCCCCUCUUGAUGGUGGAGCUGCCCCAGGGCAAACUUCGUGGCCGCGAUAAUGGCAACUACUACAGCUACGAAUCGAUUCCGUAUGCCGAACCCCCCAUCGAUGACUUGCGAUUUGAGGCGCCGCAGGCGUACACACAAAAGUGGCUGGAUACUUUCGAUGCCACUCGGCCACCGGUGGUGUGCCUGCAGUGGGACCAGUUCACCCCGGGAGGCAACAAGUUGGCCGGCCAAGAGGACUGUCUGACUGUCAGCAUCUACAGGCCCAAGAGCAGCAGUCGCAAUGGCCUUCCCGUGGUGGCCCACAUUCACGGAGGUGCCUUCAUGUUCGGGGCAGCUGCGCAAAAUGGGCACGAUAAUGUGAUGCGGGAGGGCAAGUUCAUACUGGUGAAGAUAAGCUAUCGCUUGGGUCCACUGGGUUUCGCGAGCACCGGUGAUGCGGAUUUACCCGGAAACUACGGACUGAAAGAUCAACGACUGGCUCUGCAAUGGAUUAAGGCAAACAUAGCCCGCUUUGGUGGAGAGCCAGAGAACAUCCUGCUCGUGGGUCACUCCGCCGGAGGAGCAUCGGUUCAUUUGCAGCUCCUACGUGAAGACUUCGGCAAGCUGGCCAAGGCAGCGAUCUCAUUCAGCGGCAAUGCCUUGGAUCCUUGGGUUGUCCAGAAGGGAGGACGAGGCCGAGCACUUGAACUGGGGCGCAUUGUGGGCUGUGGACUGGCUGCAGAUUCGGCAACCCUUAAAAAGUGUCUCAAAUCCAAGACUGCCAGUGAAAUAGUAAGUGCUGUGCAAAGCUUCCUAAUAUUUUCCUAUGUUCCAUUUGCACCAUUUGGACCUGUGGUGGAACCGCUGAAUGCUCCCGACGCCUUCAUCACCCAAGAUCCCCGAGAUGUCAUCAAGAGCGGGAAAUUUGGACAAGUUCCCUGGGCCGUGACCUAUGUCACUGAGGAUGGUGGCUACAACGCCGCCCUGCUACUGGAAGAAUCGAAUAAAUGUGGAAAGACAUUGCUUGAGGAACUUAACGAUCGCUGGUUUGACUGGGCCCCGUAUUUGCUAUUCUACCGGGACUCAAAGAAGACUAUCGAGGAAAUGGACGAUUACUCCCGGAAAAUUAGGCAGGAGUAUGUGGGCGAUCAGAGAUUUAGAAGCCAAAACUAUUGGGAAUUGCAGCAGCUCUUCACGGACGUCCUCUUUAAGAACAGCACACAGGACUCCUUGGAUCUUCAUCGCAAACAUGGAAAGAGUCCAGCCUAUGCCUUUGUUUAUGACAACCCAGCCGACAGAGGAAUCGCCCAGGUGCUGACCGAACGAAGGGAUAUUAAUUUUGGAACGGUGCACGGAGACGACUACUUUUUGAUAUUCGAAAACGUUGUACGAGAUCCGCAGUUGCGUCCGGAUGAGAAAAGCAUUUCGAGAAAUUUCAUCAGUAUGUUGGCGGACUUUGCUCUGAGUGACAACGGGACACUAACCUAUGGCGAAUGCGUUUUCCAGGACAAUGUGGGCAGUGAGAAAUUUAAUUUGUUAUCCAUAGACAAAAACGGAUGUGAGAACAAACAGUAUGUUCAGUUUCCCUAAAGUUCUUCACCGAAAUAAAACUGUUAUUGAUUUAACAA
Molecule: messenger RNA, 1728 nt
Organism: Drosophila elegans
Lineage: Eukaryota; Metazoa; Arthropoda; Insecta; Diptera; Drosophilidae
Product: esterase-6
Exons: 2
Coding region: 41-1690 (549 amino acids)
Source: RefSeq, a predicted model, not a curated record